This is a messenger RNA of Endocarpon pusillum Z07020, 1293 nucleotides long. RefSeq lists its product as uncharacterized. Lineage: Eukaryota; Fungi; Ascomycota; Eurotiomycetes; Verrucariales; Verrucariaceae. The record is from RefSeq and is a predicted model, not a curated record. Gene Ontology annotation, molecular function: oxidoreductase activity. The coding region runs from base 1 to 1293 and encodes 430 amino acids. The transcript has a single exon.
AUGACGAUCUGCGGGAGGCUCCACCUCCCCAAACUCUGCCCAGAGCGACAGAAUGUAACAGACAUCAAUACACGUCAGUCGCCUUCCUCAGGUUGGCUGACCUCGAUGACGCCAAGGGCAGCAUCGUCCCAAGUAUCGAGCAUCAGCCGAUGUGUGUCAAAGGGAUCUCUAUGCAAGCCGCCUUCUAGCCAUUGCCUGCGAAGAGCUCAAGGCUACUCCUCUGCUCCGCCCCAACCCGAACGUAAGCUACAGCAGUCCAGCCAACCUUCAGGUCUCAAGUCAUGGCAACGAUACGCUAUUACGAUGGUCAUAGGAGGAGUCGUAUAUGGACUGUAUGAGGGUUACUCCAACAAGCAAGCGAGAGAUGCUUUCAUACCUUAUAAGCUUGUUAAGAAGGAUCCAGUGUCCACAUCCGCAAGCAUCUUUGUUCUUCAACCACAGGCAAGAUCACCAGAUCUAGACACAUACAAGGAAGCAUGGCAAAGAGGAAUUUGGAACUUUCACUUCAAACAACCUCAAUUACAAAUUGUCCGUGCUUAUACACCUUUACCACCACAAGACGCACCAUCAGUGGAGGGCGUCAGCCAAUUGCGGUUUCUUAUCAGAAAUGAUGCCUACGGUGAAAUGUCAAGCUACCUUCACCGACUGCCAAUCGGAUCGCAGAUCGAGCUACGAGGACCGAAUAUCGAGUACGAACUCUCACCUGAUGUGAAGCAGAUCGUCUUUUUUGCCGGUGGCACUGGUAUCGCUCCAGCUCUUCAAGUAGCUCAUGCCCUUUUCAGUCAGAAGGAACACAGUAAGGACAAGAAAUUACAUAUCCUGUGGGCAAAUCGAAAGCGCGAUGAUUGCGUUGGCGGCCACAGCGAUCACUCUCCCGCAGAGCCUCUGGUGAAGAAGUCUACAACCAGCAGCAACUCCCCUACUCUCAAUGCAUCUACCAAGACGGCGGCCUCGAAUGACCAAGGACUUGUUGUCAAGGAACUUGAGCAGCUCAAGGAAAAACACCCUGGGCAAGUGACGGUUGAGUACUUUGUGAAUGAAGAAAAUACCUGGAUCGAUAGAGAUGCCGUCUUUAGAGCCCUAGGUCGCUUCGACGACAAUGACUUUUCUGGUCGGUCCUCGUCCUCACAAGAACAACGGCAGAUUCUCAUUUCUGGCCCUAGUGGUUUUAUCAGCUAUCUUGCUGGGCCAAAAGAGUGGCGCAAUGGAAGGGAGCAGCAAGGUGGAGUGAGCAAGAUCCUUGCUCAUGCCAUUUCAAUGAAUCCGCACAACGUUAAAGUAUGGAAGAUAUGA